Symbiodinium sp. CCMP2592 is the source of this 1341-nucleotide messenger RNA. Lineage: Eukaryota; Dinophyceae; Suessiales; Symbiodiniaceae. The record is from the annotation of a GenBank genome assembly.
AUGCGAGAUCCAGUAGUCGCGCCGGCUGCCAAUCGAACGCUGACUUGCCAGUUCAAUCUCACUGACAAGAACGUGACGGAUUUGGGAUUGCACAAGCAGGACCUCUCGAAAUAUCGAGUGGUGGACCUGUCGCAGAACAAGUUCACUCAUGAGGCACUGCACUACAUCUUGCCAUGCUGCGCGAGAAUCCCAGGAUUGGAGAUCUUAAAGCUGCACAAGAAUCGAAUCGGAGAUCUUGGAGCUGAACAGCUCGCCGACUUCUGCAAAAAAAGUACAACACUCAGAGAGCUGCACCUGUCUCACAACUGCUUCACCGCGCACGGGGCCGUGAUCAUCGUGCAUGCUGCUGAGCGCUCCAGGAGCUUGUGUAGAAGCCCGCUAUGGCUUCGCCUGGAAAGGAAUGCUGUGGAGCAUCCAGCAGAGGUGGCGGAUGCACUGCAGCAGACACUCAGCGUUUGCUUUCGUGUGGACAGGACGGCCUGCAACAGCGCGCGCUGCUGCAAGAACUGCAAAGUGCAUUUGCCGUACUUCCUCCGGCAGAACACAUUACAGACAGAUUCAGGUGGUGGGAGUGCAGCUCUCUGUGAAGUCGACGACUCGAUGUGCGCAGCAGGUUCUCCAAGCAAAAAACCUGUGCAACAUCUGGAGGAUAGGAUAUGUGCUGCCGGACCGUCGGACGCACAUGCCAUCGAGAACCUUGAAUGUCUCCCAGAGCCGAAGCUGAAGCUGCAGUCCCUGGGAGCCAGCCGCAUGCUCAAGCGGCGGCUCUCGAAUCGCCACGUUCCAGGACUUCAGCAAGAAUCAAGUACCGACAAACUUGCGAAUUGGUGCCAGACAGCUUGGGAUGCAGGCAAUCCCUGCAAGCGCAGCAACACAAAGACGAAUGACGAGCAGGCUUGCCCAAAGAUGCCCUCCAAGCCACUUUUUGCGUCGACGGCGACAGGUGAUCCUUUGAAGUCUCUCGCCCUCGGCGCCGAGACAGCCGUGGAACUGCCACCUUUCCCACCACUGCCACUCAUGCCGAAGCCGCAGCAGACGCCGGAUUCCGCGAUGCCAGGCCGGUGCAUGCUGAAGCCGAGGAGGGGCGAUCAGGCCCAAGGCGGGGCGGAAGGCCUCCAGGAGUCCGUGGUGAUGGCAAAGGUUGAUGAGCUCUCAGCGUGGCAUGAAGAGCUGAAGGCUCGAGAGAAAUACUUGCACCUCUGUGAAGACACGGUCCGGGAGCUUCUGCUGUCGGAGGUGCAACCAAACGCACUGGAUGUUGACGACAGGGAGAAAUCCGCCAUGCGUCAACUCGAAGCCUGGGCCAACGGCCAGGAUGGCCCCAUGGCCUCAGUCCGGUGA